UCAUGCUGCUGACAUCUCACCACCACUGCUCCGUGCGCUGAUGUUUACACAGCAGGGCAUUGUUCUAGGAUUCUCUGUUUCUCACUGUAGGCUGAUUUGCCUCGAUUUUAGUUGGUCAUUGGGACUGGCAUACCCUGGUACCCUUGGCUGGCUCUGAAGAGUUGUCUGGUUUUCCAGGACUUACUUGUGGGUGGAAAGAGCAUUCUUGGAUUCUGGAUCACCACCCAGUUUGGUAAACUCGAUGCUGGAAACAUCGGGACGCCAGAACGCCAGUAAGACGCAGCGAAAAGUGUGGACGGUGUGGUACCCACAGGAAACAGGAAGCUGUCGUUCUGAAGAACUGUCGCUUUGGCCCCCUGUGCCUCCACAGACCAUCUGAUCACCCGUGAGUUGACCUUCUCUGUUGCUCACAAAUUAUCAAGAUGAAGCACUUCUACAAGACUCUCCCGGUCAUCUGGGUCUUAUUUGAAGUACUCCUGGCUGGCCCGUGGACUGCCUGGAUGCCCGAGCACAUUAGAGCCUUCGAGGGCACCUGCGUCGUCAUCCCUUGCCACUUCAGCUACCCGGAUGAGCUCCGCCCAUCUGCCGUGCACGGCAUCUGGUACUUCAACAGCCCCUAUCCCAAGAACUACCCCCCAGUGGUCUACAAGUCCCGCACCAACAUCGUGCACGAGAGCUACGUCGGGCGCAGCCGGCUGCUGGGAGAGCUGAAUUUCCGCAACUGCACCCUGCAGAUCUCCCGCCUCAGUCCUGAGCUCACGGGCAAAUAUUACUUCCGGGGGGACCUGGGCGGCUACAAUCAGUACACCUACCCAGAACACAGCAACCUUGAGAUCAUCAACAAGCCCACCAUUGUGAGCCCCGCAGAAGUGGUGGAGGGAUCCGAGGUGGAGCUGCGCUGCGUGGUGCCUGACAACUGCCCCGACAUGAAGCCCAUCAUCACCUGGAUGAACCACGGGGAUCUGUCCGAGCAUUCGGUCUAUGCACAAGUGGAGGAGGAAGGUGGCACGUGGUCCCUCAUCUCCCUCCUCAAGUUCAUGCCGUUGCGUGAGAACCAUGGCCGUGAGGUGGGCUGCAAAGUCACCUAUGCCAACACCACUUUCGAAUUCGAUGGCAUCUCCACCUUGGACGUCAAAUACCCGCCCCGGAUCCUGCAAGUGAACUCUUCUGUGGAGAUAAUACAUGGCUCCCAGGUGGUGCUGGUGUGCUCAGUGGACAGCAGCCCCAUGGCCCUGAUCUCGUGGUUCAGAGAAGACGAAGUUCUGCAUGAGGACAUAGCUGGAAACCUCACUCUGUAUUUAGAUAAUGUCACCUAUCUACAUGACGGCAUCUACACUUGUGUGGCCGAGAACAUCUAUGGCAAGGACAACCAUUCCCUGGCCCUGGCCGUGCUUUAUGCCCCUUGGAAACCUGUGGUAAACAUGUCAGUGGUGGCCGUGGAGGGAGAGCCCGUGACCAUCCUUUGCAGCUCGCAGAGCAACCCUGAGCCCACGAUCACCAUAUUCAAGGACAAGAAGGCAGUGGCCAUGGGAGUCUACCAGAACCAGGUGGCACUGGAGUUUGAAUCCGUGUCCCACGAGGAUGAUGGGGAAUAUUGGUGCACAGCGGAGAAUCAGUUCGGCCAGCACAGCACCGCCUUCAACCUCACCGUCGAAUUUGCUCCCCGUAUCCUUCUGGAUUCCAAGUGCACAGCUGCUCGGGACACCGUAAAGUGCAUCUGUGCAGCAAAAUCCAACCCAGAGGCGGUGAUCACCUUUGAGCUGCCCACACGCAAUGUGACGGUGAACGAGACCGACCGGGAGUUUGUGUACUCUCAGAAAACUGGCUACAUCGUCACCAGCAUCCUUACCGUUCAGAGGGAGGUGGACUCUCAGCUCUACAUCGUCUGCUCAGCCCGGAACCUCUACGGCACUAAGAAUCAGCAGCUGCAGUUCCACCACUCCAACAGUCUGAUGUGGGCAAAAGUGGGGCCUGUAGGAGCAGUGGUUGCCUUUGCCAUCCUCAUAGCAGUGGUGUGUUAUGUCAGCCAGACCAGGAAAAAGAAAAACAUGAAUGAAAGUUCUAGCUUCAUGCAAACUGAAAACCCUCCUGUCGUCUACAGUGGAGACUACAGGAUUCCAGGCAAUCUGGAGAAAUCAGAGUAUGGGCGCUGCGACAAACGGCUCUUGAACAAAUGUGAGGACCUGGGUAUUGACUACGCCAACAUAGACUUCACCAAACUGUCCACCAAGGACAGCUACACCCUGACAGAAGAGCUGGCUGAAUACGCCGAGAUCCGAGUCAAGUGAGGCCUUCCCUCCCUCUCACCAACCACAGCAGCUCCCACGGACCUCCACCCAUUGGAACUAUCAUAGUCUAAUGAAACCCCUGGCCAUGCCUGUUGGCUACCCAGUCAGCCCCUCUGAGAGGACCCAGUCCCAUCAACUGGCUUGAAUGUCCUGAUCCUGUGUGACAUUUUCCCCUCCCUUGGAGUGCAUACCGAAGAUCACUCGGAUGCAGAAUAGUUUUCACAACCUUCUUUGGGCCACCCAGUCAGAAUGGUAAAAG
Molecule: messenger RNA, 2547 nt
Organism: Elgaria multicarinata webbii
Lineage: Eukaryota; Metazoa; Chordata; Lepidosauria; Squamata; Anguidae
Product: myelin-associated glycoprotein-like
Exons: 12
Coding region: 423-2288 (621 amino acids)
Source: RefSeq, a predicted model, not a curated record